CAGAUAUAUGAAGAAUUGAUAAUUUGCAAAUUGAUUGUUGUCAGCGAGUGCACUGUGUGUGUGGUUCGGUUUGUUUUGGUGGCGUUUUACUUGUCGCGGUCCGUGCCGAAGUUGUCAUUUAUAUAACGUGCUAGUGAAAGGUAUAUAGCUUCGUCCUAAUCUUUUCAAGCGCUGACAAUUUGGUCACCAAAAAACGCGGCGUCACAGAAGUAAUAAAUCUCUUUGAAAGGACAGAAUGGCCCAACCAAACCGAAGUAUUGUCUCUAAAUUGUUUAACCAAUUGAAGAGCAGAGAGUUCCGUAGUUAUUUGAUGAGCACACACUUUUGGGGUCCAGUAGCAAAUUGGGGUAUACCACUGGCAGCAAUCGCAGAUUUUAAAAAGGAACCAAAAUUCAUUUCUGGCAAAAUGACAUUGGCUCUUACACUCUACUCUUGCGUGUUCAUGCGCUUCGCAUGGAAGGUGCAACCCAGGAAUAUGUUGCUUUUCGCUUGCCAUCUUACAAACGCCACUGCCCAAACAGUACAAGGAAUACGUUUCGUUAAUUACGAAUUUCUCGAUAAAAAGAAUGUAGCGCAAGGCUAAAAACGACUAUGAAAACAACCAACGACUGGUGCUUGUUGCAUGAGCCGCUCUGAUUUGAAACUCAUAGUUUUACUUAGUAACAAAUGUACAAAAAUUAGCGAAAAUUGCACAAAAUAAUAAAAGGGGUUGAAGAAAGAAUGCGGCUCAUGUACAUUACUCAUGAAAUAAUAUCGUAAACGAAACUUGCACAUUUUUUCAUCGUGACAUAAGUGUUCGUGUAAAUAAUUUAUAUUUAAUAAGUUGUUUGUAAAUAAAUUGGCAUGCUGAUUGGGGCAUGUUUAUCAAAAAGACCUUAUUAACACAAUCAAUUUGCAAUAUACGCCAAAAAAGCAC
This is a messenger RNA of Ceratitis capitata (Mediterranean fruit fly), 916 nucleotides long. RefSeq names its product mitochondrial pyruvate carrier 1 (gene Mpc1). Gene Ontology annotation, cellular component: mitochondrial inner membrane. Bases 236 to 583 code for a protein of 115 amino acids. NCBI's taxonomy places the organism in Eukaryota, Metazoa, Arthropoda, Insecta, Diptera, Tephritidae. Gene Ontology annotation, biological process: pyruvate import into mitochondria. The record is from RefSeq and is a predicted model, not a curated record. The transcript has 3 exons.